Leishmania braziliensis MHOM/BR/75/M2904 is the source of this 891-nucleotide messenger RNA. Its product is annotated as putative leucine carboxyl methyltransferase. NCBI's taxonomy places the organism in Eukaryota, Euglenozoa, Kinetoplastea, Trypanosomatida, Trypanosomatidae. Gene Ontology annotation, biological process: methylation. Bases 1 to 891 code for a protein of 296 amino acids. The transcript has a single exon. Gene Ontology annotation, molecular function: methyltransferase activity. The record is from RefSeq and is a predicted model, not a curated record.
AUGGCGUUGAUUCAGACCGCCCAUGACGCGUGCUCUCGCAAAGUGCACUGCGUCCGCAAAGGCUACCUCAAUGAUCCGUUUGUAUCCUUCUUCGAAAAGGAUCACACAAUCGUGAAUAGCCCAUUGAUGAACCGUGGAACGUGGCUCCGUACCACGGCGUUCGAAAACUGCGUGCGGGGCUUCGCGACCACUGCAGGAGAACCGAUUCAAGUGAUUAACUUUGGCGCAGGAAUGGACACACUCUUCUUUCGCCUAAAGCAUAGCGAUCCGCAGAUUCCUGUGCACAAAUUUGUGGAACUCGACUUUGCUGAGCUGGUCGCCGAAAAGAAAGGCAUCAUCAAACGUCACACUGAGCUGCACUCGCUGGUGGGUUCACAGUACGAACUGGUUUCCUGCGACUUGCGCGACGCUAAGGGUGUUGCGAAGGUGCUGAAGGAGCACCUGCGGGGCGGCACUCCUACUAUCAUGAUUGCGGAGAUGGUGUUCGUGUACAUUGAGGGUUCCGUCACCACGAAUCUAUUGCGAACCAUCAUGAGCGAUGUCAUCGAGGAAAACACAAAGGCUAUGCUUGUCAUCUAUGAUGCGAUUCAGCCCUUCGAUCGGUUUGGCAAGGUGAUGGUGGAAAAUCUGCAGCACUUCGGCGCCGAUUUCAGAGGAAUCUGUGACUUCCCCACGCCUGAGGCACAUGCGCAGCGGUGCACAGAGCUUGGCUUCAAGACGGUCAAGUCCGUCACAAUGAAGAACCUCUAUCUUAGCGUUCCCCGCCAAAUUCAAAUUCGUCUCAACAAGCUGGAAAUGAUUGAUGACUGGGAAGAGUGGAACUUGAUGCAUGAGCACUACUGCUUCGUCGUCGCCUCCACCGACAGCGCGCCGCUACCAAAGCUCUUUUGA